Thecamonas trahens ATCC 50062 is the source of this 2886-nucleotide messenger RNA. RefSeq lists its product as uncharacterized. Gene Ontology annotation, molecular function: fatty-acyl-CoA binding; protein tyrosine/serine/threonine phosphatase activity; protein binding. Gene Ontology annotation, biological process: protein dephosphorylation; microtubule cytoskeleton organization; regulation of exit from mitosis. The record is from RefSeq and is a predicted model, not a curated record. The transcript is spliced from 4 exons. Bases 1 to 2886 code for a protein of 961 amino acids. Lineage: Eukaryota; Apusomonadida; Apusomonadidae.
AUGCUCACCCUUGACACACAAUCCUGGUCCCACCUCGCACUCAUUGGUGGCGCCGUCAUCCUGCAGCAGAUCAUGGGCAUGAUCUACUACGGGCCUGUCAUGGGCAACGCAUGGCUCAAGUCGCGGAACAUGACGGCCAAGGAUCUGGAAGGAUGCGACCUUCGCAAGCCUAUGGCCAUCUCGCUCAUCACCUCGGGUAUCUUUGCCGAGGUUCUGUUCUUUGUCGUCGGUGCCUCGGCCGAUCUCCACGCCGCUCUCACUACCGUCUUUUGGCUGUGGUUCGGCUUCAACGUCACCACUGUCUUCAACAAGGGCGGCUGGGAGGACGAGUCCUUUGCCCACAUGGCCAUCACCUGCGGCUGGAAUCUGAUCCAGUAUGUCGGCAUCCCCAAGGUCUCGUCGGGCAUUCAUUGGUUCUGUGUCGACUCGACGUUGGUGUACGAGCCGUUUAUCGCCGACUUUGGCCCGCUGCAUCUGGGCCAUGUCUAUCGGUUUUGCAAGCUGGUGCAGGGCAAGUUGGACGAUCCGUCGCUGGCGGGCGUCAAGCUCGUCCACUACUCAUCGAGCAACCAGCACAAGCGGUCGAACGCGGUGCAUCUCAUGGGCUGCUUUGGUGUCGCCGCCCUGGGAUGGAAGGCUGCCGAUGCUGUGGCCGCCUUUGCCAACGUCUACCCGCCGCUGCUCCCGUUCCGCGACGCGUCGUACGGCCCGUCGACGUACAACCUCAUCCACGACGAGGUCUGGCGAGGGCUGUAUCGCGGCAUGCAGUACGGGUGGUUCUCGCUCGACUCCUUUGACGUCGAGUCGUACGACAAGUACCAGCGCGUGGAGGGCGGCGACAUGAACUGGAUCGUGCCGAACCGCUUCCUGGCCUUUUCAGGCCCGCACGCGGCUAACACCUACGACCACGGCUACCGGCUUCUCACCCCCGAAGACUACAUUCCGUACUUCAAGGCCAACGGCAUCGACACCAUCGUUCGCUUCAACAAGGCUGUGUACGACAAGUCCCGCUUCGAGUCGCGCGGCUUCAAGUUUGUCGACCUCUACUACAUCGACGGUGGCUUGCCGACCGACGCCAUCAUCGACGCCUUUAUGGCCGCCUGUGAGGCCUCGCCGUCCGCCGUCGCGGUCCACUGCAAGGCCGGCCUCGGCCGCACAGGCUCGCUCCUCUCGUUGUACAUGAUGAAGCACUACGGCCUGACUGCCUCAGAGUGCCUCGGCUGGCUCCGCCUCUGCCGCCCGGGCUCUGUCAUCGGCCCGCAGCAGCACUACCUCCACGACAUGGAGGCGCUCAUGCACUCGGAGGGUGCCGACUACCGUGCCCGCCACAACAUCGCCUCUGCCGCCGCAGAAGCCGUCGCAGACGCAAAGCUGGAGACUGCCCCGGUCUUUGAGGAGGCCCGCGCCGCUGCCGCCGCCGCCCGCUCCGCCUCGUCGUCAUCUCGCUCGCGCUCCUCGCGCUCCUCGCGCUCCUCGUCCUCGUCCUCCCGCGCGGCCGCCGCCGCCCCGUCCACCCCGCCGCGUGCCGCCCAUCCGGACGCCAUGCCCGACACCCGCUCGCCGUCGGGCAAGAUCCUCUCGCCCGGCGUCGGCUAUGACACCGACCACAACACCACCUACUCGGUCCGCGACGUUGGCAUGGGCUCGCCGCUCACCCGCAUCCGCGACUCGCCCGGCGCCUCGCGCCGCUCCUCGCCCUCAUCGCCGCUCCGAUCCUCGACAGUGUCAUCCCACGCACGCUCCUCGCCGUCCACCUCCUCGACCUCCUCUACCACCGCCGCUCCCUUUGUCUACCGCACCUCGCGCGGCAAGGUCUACUCGAACGCGCCGUCGUCACCGCUCUCGCCGCUCUCCUCGCCGGCCACCUCGCCGCUCCGUACUGCCUCGAUCACCUCGCCGCUCCGCUCGACUGCCUCGUCCACUCGCUCCUCCCGCUCCUCGCGCGAGUACAUGGGCUCGCGCUCAGCCUACGACUACUCGUCGCCGCGCUCAUCGACCUCCACCUCCACCACCUCGCCCUCCAUCCUCACGGGCCAUGUCAGCCGGAAUGAGUUUGAUGCUGCUACUGCCUUUAUGUCGUGUGCUGCUGCUGCCGAGAUCGAGGUCGAUUCGCAGACACAGCUCGAGCUGUACGCCCUGUACAAGCAGGUCCAUGUCGGUGAUUGUCAUGCCCCUGCUCCGUCGAUGCUCUCGUUUACGGCCCGAGCAAAGUGGGAUGCGUGGAACAGUCUCUCGGGCAUGUCCGCCACAAACGCCAUGGCUCUCUACGUGGCCAUCGUCGACAAGCUCGCCGGCACCACCUGGCGCGAGCUCUCGGCAGACGACAUCGCUGCUGCGGGCAAGGCCGAGGCCAAGAGCCAGGCCAUGGGCCCGCGUGUCUCCACCAUGGCUCGCGACGAGGAUGACGACGAUGCUGAGGAUGUCAAAGUCUCGGCAAUUGCUGCGGCGGCGCGUGCCGAUCAUGACGACGCGCUGGCCGCGCCGGCAGGGCCGAGCGCUACCGCCGCCGCCGCCGGACAGGGCGAGCCGGGAAAGACCGGUAGCAUGUCCGCCAUGCGCCUGCUCGUCGCCAAGGCCAAGGAGGAGGGCGCGUUGAACGCACUCGAUGGCACAGGUAUCGCCCCGCUGCACGCUGCGUGCGACAUGGAGAACCUCGACCUGGUCUCUGCCCUCAUCGAGGCCGGCGCCGACGUCAACAUCUGCGACUCGGAUGGCUCGACUCCACUGCACUAUGCCGUCGUUCUCGACAACGUCGCCCUGGCCAAGCUCCUCCUUGCCGCCGGCGCCGCAGCCUCGCUUGCGGUUGCCGACGAUGAUGGCCUUCCCGCCGACAACGUCUCCUCGGACGAGAUGGCGGUCGCCCUGGCUGCUGCGGCCGCCGAGUAA